AGUGCACCAACAGGAAGCAACAAGACUACAUGCAUGGCAAGAGGAAGUGUUGGUCUAUGUGACAGCAUCAGAGCAGCUCACCCCAUCAUCCUGAGGCUCAACAUAGAGCUCAUCACCGACCCUGGACAGAGAAUGGAUGGCUUUGGCCAGCACUGAACGUUUGUACGACCUGAGGAACGCUCCUGUGCACCGUCUGUUCUCCCUUCACCGGUGAUAAGUGAGAGGUGUGACUAAAACAACCUCCCCGUACUGAAACCACUGACAUUUGGGGAAAGAGAGAAGACACGAGCGGGCAAGAGUCAGACUGCUGCUGAGACUUUUGAGGAUUAUGGAAGAGUGGAGGCUGAAUGACAGAGAAACAUCCAUGAGAAGAGGCAGCGAUCAAAGAGAAAGAGGAGAAUUUCUAUCCAAGCCGAGGAACUAAACUUCAAGAGAUGGACCUGCGUUAAAACCCGUGUAGAGAAACUGUGACGAGGAUAAUGAAUGCAGAUUGGAAUAAUGAAAAAGAAGGAAACAGCCACCACAGAUGUCUAAAGAACAACAAUUGGACAAAGCGGUGACGUGAUUCACAGCCGGCUGAUUUCUUCUGUCAUGGUCUUCAAUUUCUUUUGAAAGUAACACAUUACAUAAGACUGUGUGGAAUCCCUCCCUGUUCGGCAGACUGUAUUCUAGUAUUUUCGUGCAAUCAGUUGUUGUCAUGCUUUUCUGUGAGUUCUGGCGUUGAUACAGUUCGGUUCCUAGAUGUCUCAGUCACGUAACCCAACAGAUAGUCAGGCCCUGCUGCAGUCCAUGCUGCAGAGACUGAAGCUCCAGCCGGGUAGAGAGGGCCAGGCAUACCUGCACACACCUGUUCCCAGCACACCUGCUCCUACAGGGGAGCAAGAUGGAGAGAGAGGAGCCUCCAGCCUUCAGAAUGUAAACAACGGUCCUGUAAAUGGCUUUGGAUCUCAUGCUGUCACCGCCUCUGCUGCGGACAGUAACUCUGCCCUCAAAGGUGAGGAAAUACAACAAUCAGGUCCUGGCGGUGAAGUGAACAGGGGUCAUCUUUCCUCCCCCACCCAGAGAGACGACACUGGUGGUGACAUGGGUGAGAACAAGGUGGUGGGACAGUCCACACGGCCUGGGGUCACCCUGACUGGAAAAGAGCAGCUGUUUCCUGCUAAAUCACUCAAGGAUGCUGAUAUCACUUCCUUUGAGAGGUCCGAUGGGGAGAGGGUGAGUUUUGGCAGCGCUGCAGUGACAACGCACAGAGAUGCCAUGGCACAGAAUCAGGACCAGAACGCGAGGGGUUUUAUACCUAAAUCCUAUGUGUGGUCCAUGAAGACCUCAGAAUCGAGUCUUGACACAGGAAGUCAAGGGGACAAAGUGUUUCAUAUUGGGAACGGAGGAUUUGGAGGUUUGGCACAAAGUAAAGACAUGCAGAUUGUCCCAGCAAACAGCAGCUUUAGAAGAAAACAGCGAUCAUCAGAGAAUAAAACAAGAAGAUGGACUCAGAAGAUCAAGGAGAAGUGGAGGGAGAGGCCAGGGAGUUUUGGUAAAAAGGGAAAAGAGGAGCAAAGAGAAGAGCAAGCAAAUAAAAUUUCACCUCAAAACCAGCCGUCACCAGCAGAAUCUCUCAUCAACACAGCGAUCAAGGAGGAGGAAAGGAACCUCCCUUCACCAGACCACAGUGAUCUUGGUAAAACCUCCCUGACACACACAGAUGACGGCACCAGUGAAGGGUAUACGAGGUCUGCUGCUGACUUUGAGUUCGGCCUGGGCUCCUUUAGCUUGCUGGAUGAGAUCGUCACGGGUCAAGAGUGGGCCAAGUUCCUCAACCCGAACCUCUCAGCCGCCUCAGCUGUUCAGAGACCAUCAGAAGAACCAAAAAUCCAACCAAAUCCUUAUGACAGCAGCCAAACAUCUGUGAUCAUGAACCACCAGGGAGGUGUGGACAAACAGUGGAGCUUCAGAGGCGCUGAGGCAUCUCCAGAUACAGAUUUCAGCAGGGCACAAAUAUCGCCUGAUGCUUUCCAACCUGUCAGCAUGGACGUUUCAGAAGGAAAACAACAGCAGGAUGCUCACAGAGAGGCCGACCAAUCAGAACCAAUGGAGCACGGACACGCCCAAUCAGAUGUGCAGCCUGGAGUCAAUGGACCAGGACAACAACUUACACCUCGACCCUUUACACGGCCUGCAGAUAUUCUGAACAGCUCAGCGCUGAGGAGCAGAGGCCACCUCAACAGAAAGAGACAGCAUCAGUCAGCUGAGAGGCCUCAAACCAGCCAAAUCAGUGAAGCAGAAGAGGCAAACAAAGAGGGGUCCAGAUCUCCACUGAGCCUAACAAGCAGCCCCGUGAUGGAGACGACAGGAGACUCACAACAUGACAGCGUCAUGGCUUUGUACGCCCUCAAAUCCCCUCCUACACCUCUUUCUCCAUCCUCUUUUAGCCCUUUUUCUCCCAUACCCAAGGGCGUCCUCAAACAUUCCAUGUCCCAGGAUUCAGAGUCUUCGAUGGAAGUAUUGACGAAAAGGAGGCGAGUUGAAGAGAACCGGCGGGUUCAUUUCUCAGAGCAGGUGAUGACCAUAGAGCCUCCACGGAUGGAUCAGGAUGCUACAGAUUCGGAGGAGGACUCAGCAUCAGCAGCAGACGAGGACUCUUUGAUAGAUCAGGAGUUGGAGUUUGUGUCGGAGCGGGCGGCGAUGGAGGAGUUGGCGCGUGCACGCCGGCCUGUUCUCCCUGCCUGGAUACGUGCUCUGAAGAGGAAGAACACGGGGAGGAAGCCCAAAUAGUGACACUGCAAAAGAAGGAGAGCACUUGCUCACACAGAUUUGUUUUUGGAAACCCUGAAACAUGUUAAUUGCAUCGUGAUCUCACCUCUCUGGGAUUAUUCUAACACUCGUCUUGUUAAGGACGUGAUUUUAAGACUUAAACGACGACAAAAUGCUGAAUUAAGAUGAGUGAACGUUCAGCAGAGAGCACAGAAAGUUUUCUGACUGGAUUUCUGUCUGGACUAUGUGUGCUCCACGUCCGUCUCCAGACCACUGUCAUGCUUUUAUUUUGAAGCCUCUGCAACUACAACCAUCUACUCACCGGCAACACUGCUUUGCUUAGCAGCACUUCAGCAGCAGUUCUUGAAGGGAAAGCUGUCACAUCAGACUUCUCCAGCUCCAGUAACAAAUCGACCUUUUCCUCACCUCUCUGUCCAUCCGUCCUGGCUAGUUUGCUGCCAGUGUGGCAUCAGCUGCUCGAGCGUUUAGCCAAUUUGAUUACGGGAGUAAAAAUUCGUCCACCGGCCUUUACAGCUUUUAUCCGAAAUAGUGCAUCUUCCUCCUAGUCGACUCUCUGGUCUGGUGUCUGUAUCACUCUGUCUCUUGGUAAUGGCCCCUGUCCGGCCGUCCUGGAAAUUAACCCCAGAGGAGGAAAGAGAUACAAAUUUAGAGCUGAAGCAGUGGCGGUUGCAGACCAUCAGUGGUUUCUGUUCAUCCGCAGCUCUCCAUUCAACUCUUGAAAUGUUGAAAACCUAUUUUGAAUCCAUUAGUUUGUUGUAGAGGAGUGCCUGAGCACUGAGUUUAUACCCCAAAGUUCAUCUAAUAGGAUAGUAUACCUAUAGCUACAGCAACAUUAAAGGAACAGUUCAACAGUUUGUGAAACAUGCUUAUCCACUCUUUUUGUGUGAGCUGGAUGAGAAGACUGGUACCACUCAUGAAUAUUUAUUCCCUGUAUUGUUUUUACCCUUUGGUUUUGUAUCAGUUAAACAAAUGAGAUAUGUUUAUGUUUAAUUUAUGUUUUGUUUCCCCAUUAGAAGCACAUAGAUAUGCCUUUAGUCUUCCUGGGGCCCUGCAAACAGCCAAACUUAAGAAUGACGCAGCCGAAAUCUAAAUCAGAAAAACUUAAAUUUGGCCCUGGUCCAAAUUUAAUAGGAACUCUGUUAAACACAUGAGACUAAGAUUAAAUAUUUCUGUGAGAAAUAAUUUAAGAAUAACGUAAUUUUUAGUUCACACUAACAUUUUUUCUCUUGUUUCAUCACUUCUGAUUACUUUAUCAUGGAUUUCAAUGACAUAUUCAGUUUCCAUGUAAUUCUACUUCAGAAAUUUCUACGUAAAGUAUCUAAAGCAUCCGUCAUGUUGAGUCGAUGAGAAUAACUUAAAAAACCUCAUCUUACAUAAAAGCAAUCCACACGUGUUUCUAAUUUUACUCAUUACAUUAAUUGGUGCACUUCAAAUCUGCUUGUAGAUGAAUUUUAUUCCCUUUGGAUAGAACCAGGCUAGUAGUUUCCCUCUGUUUCCAGUCUUUGUGCUAAGCUAAGCUAACAGGCCACAAGCAGUACCGUAUAGAGUCAUAUUCACAGCUCAGAUACGAGAGCGAGUGGUAUCCUUCUUCUCGUCUGUCAUAAAGUUACCAUCAGAACUUCUUGAUAUCCAGAAAAAAACACCCACAUUUUGUCCACAUUGCAGGCUUCCAAACUAAAUCAUGUUUCAUGUUUUUUGGCGAGGGCAGAGAAAACUGACACUUUCAGCAACAAAUCUGAAAAUGGCCUUUUAGUGUGAAACAAUCAACUGUAGGAACAAGAAGGAACAUAUGUCUGACUGGAGAAACACACAUCCUCCAGCCUCAUUAUCCCCAACCACAUAUAUUUAUUAUUCUUAAUGAGGAAUAAAUGAUUAUAAUCAGCUUCUUUAUGUCUCACACACAUCCAGUCGUGCUUUGCCUUCAGACGUUGACCAGAAAACUUGGAGGAACAACAAAAUGACCAGCAAGAGAUCUUUAGAGUACUUUAUAGCAGCGCGUAUCGUAUGCUGUCGUUUCCUCUUACAUGCGCUGUAUGGAUUUGUGUGAUUAUAUUAGUACAUCAAACUUGGUGACUAAAUGCUGUCAGUUCCUCUGUGGCCUCCCCUUCAGCAGCUAUCUUCUCUCAUAAAUCACUGUUGGAGCCAUUAAGAGGCUCUUUAGCUCAUCUAUUAGUGCCCAGGUCACAGCUGGAGCGAGGCGAGAGGGGGGACGGAGAGAGAGAUAAACUAUACUGUAAACUGUACGAUCUGUGUGUUUGUGACAGAGAGAAAUUACAUAAAUGCCUGACAUGAAAAUGUGGGAGGAAAACCUGAGAAAACAAACGGGUAUUUUUGGAUUCUGUUUGGACUGACGAGAAUAAAAAGAAGAGGACCCACAUUAGUCCAUUAGUCUGCACUGGGCGCCAUUACCCAGAAGUGGACUAAUAAUGCCCCAUUUGUAAACCUCAAACCACACACACACACACACACACACACACACGUCAGUAUUAACCCUGUCUCUACACAGUUAGACGACUCUUGCUGUGCUUUUAUUUGUGAAGAACAAGAAAAAGAGAAAUGCUCCAAGGUUUAUUACGCAAACAACUUUAUUUUCAGCACCUGAACAUGUUUUUUUUUUUUUUUUUUCAAAUUCCAGUUGGUUCAAGCGAAGCUAACUGGAAAUAAGGGCCGGGGGCGUUGUUCAGCUUUAAUAUUUUUGGCUGACAUACGGGAGGUUGCUUUUUUUAUUGGCGUCAAGACGACGUUAAAUGUCUCGUUAAAUUGUAACUGCUGACAAUAAAAUAACAUUUUUCGCUGC
Acanthopagrus latus (yellowfin seabream) is the source of this 5569-nucleotide messenger RNA. RefSeq lists its product as uncharacterized. The record is from RefSeq and is a predicted model, not a curated record. The transcript is spliced from 7 exons. The coding region runs from base 742 to 2772 and encodes 676 amino acids. Lineage: Eukaryota; Metazoa; Chordata; Actinopteri; Spariformes; Sparidae.